Molecule: messenger RNA, 2953 nt
Organism: Dimorphilus gyrociliatus
Lineage: Eukaryota; Metazoa; Annelida; Polychaeta; Dinophilidae
Source: the annotation of a GenBank genome assembly
UAGAGUUAUACGAAAAAAAGUAAGGAACACAGUAACAUCUGAAACAAUCAUGCCUGAACAACGACGUCACAUCCAUCAUCUUAAAGCCUAUCAUCAUUCCAGGAAAACACAAGAAUUAUUUGAAAACGAAGAUACUUUAUCAAAGAAAAGGAAUCGUGUUAAAAAAUAUCGAUUAGGAAUAAGAACGGGUAAUACUCUCCAUUAUGGAAAAUUCAAAUAUCUUCACAAAAGGAAAACUAUGGAUCGUUUAAUAAAAUGGGUUUUUUUAUAUAAAAGAGACCAAGCAGAAAUAGACAUAAUGUUAAAAUCAGAAAAAUUUGCCGUGGACGAUGGUGGAUUGAAUAUUAAUUUCUGCAAUGAACCAAAAGAUAUGUUGAAUUUGUCUUAUACUGAAUACUCUUUAAACAAAAAGUAUCGAUGGAAAUUACCAGAUUUAAUCCUUAAUAGUAAAAGAGAUGAUAGUAAUUUAAAAUCUGAUAAUUACACUGUAACGUACGUUGAGAAAAAGCCAAAAGAACUUUACAUGACCGGUAAUGGAUUAACGCAUGCUAUGGAGACUAUUCCAAGUGUAACAUCGUACUGUAAUGAGAAUGGUGACAUUAAAACGCCUAAAAAUAGUAAAUAUUGUUACUUUACCGAUUUUAAGGCAAAAAAGAAAGAAACUACUCAACCUGCAGAUGAAGAUAAUGAUGAUGAAGGGUCGAGAAAACCUGUUGAAAUUCUGUAUGAAAUAUGUAGGAGGAGACCUUUCGAUUCUCAUCAGAAAAGUGUACAUAGGAUUUAUCGCAAAGAUUUAUAUAAUUUGAGCAAUAAGAUUAUCAAACAAGAUGAUACUCAUAGGAGAAAAGGCAUUCCACGUUCAAAACGAUUUCGAGAUGCCAUGAAAGUAGGCAAAGAGGAAGUUUACUAUCCUGCACAUACAGAGGAAUCUCGUGUAGAAAUUUCCGAUUAUCUUCGUCGACCAUCGGCUGAUAUUACCUAUGCCAGCUUUGCUUUUCAAGUUAAAACUAAAAGAGAAAAACGCAAAAGGAAAAAGAAAUUGCAAACUUACGAUAAAUUCAAUGAUUCACACGAAAAGAGAAACAAACUUAUCGUUUUGGACAAUAGUUCUUAUGCUAUGAAAGAAGAUACUGAUAAUAAAGUUGUUGAACAACCUACUAUAGUUGAAACUAAAACGGAAUUUUACGAUAAAAGUGAUCAUAUCUUUGAAUUUUCAAUAGCCAAUUCCGACAAAGAAAACUUUAUAAAAGACUGUACUGACAGUAACUUUUUAGUCAUUAACGGCCAAACAUCUCCUCCAAUGUUUUUAAUAGAUUUUUCUGAUAAAAUCAGAGAAAUUUACAAAGAAAUUGGUGCAUGUUCAAAUUUAAAUAAACUCAGGGGAUUUCUUCAUAUUACAUUUUGGCUGGAAGAUAAUUCUUGCAAGAUAAAAUAUGUUUUGCGCUCAAAUCUUAAAUUCAAAAAUCAAAUUAUGAAUAUUCAAACAAACUGCUUAUCUUUGGAAAUGAUGCUUGAAACUAUUAAAGUGACUAUUACAAAUGAAAUCAUGCCGGAAGACGAAUAUUUCAUGUCGAAGAUAAACUACCAAACAUCUGAUAAGAAUGAAAUUAUUCCAAUUUGUAAUUUUGUAAUGGAUUAUUUUAAUACCUCUCGUAAAUCGUUAAAUGUAUCUGAAGUCUUUCAAAUGAAAUUGAACGAUUAUUGGUUAAAAACUGCUAUUGAGACAACUAGAGGACAAACUGAAGAAAUUCAGUUUCCAAUAAAGAAUAGUAGUACUUACAUGGUAUGUGAAAUUUGUACAAUUGAUGAUUAUAUUGAGUCUGGAGUGUCUUUGAAGUGUGGCCACUGGUUCUGCUUAGAUUGUUGGCAAAGACAUUUAUUAAAUGCAAAGUUUUUUACGUGUCCAAUGUAUGAAUGUAAACAAAAAGUUGAACUACCAUUACUUUUUAUAUUUUUCAACUUUGAAAAGUUUUGUAAUUUGGAAACAAGGAUUGUUGAUGAUAUGCUAGCGAAAGAUGGAAAUUGGUAUUAUUGUCAAAGUCCACUUUGCAAUCGAGUUACCAAUAUAGAAGGAAAUGUUAAAUCGCCUAUGAUGGAAUGCUCCUGCAAAAUGCGAUGGUGUACUGAAUGCGGCGACGAUUAUCAUUGGCCAUCUACUUGCAGACAAAACAAAAUAUUCUGGCAUCAAGCUAAAGUUCUUGGAGUAUCUCAACUUCGAGGAGUAUCAGACGAAAUCUUUGAAGUUGAAGUCAAAUCUUGUCCAUUUUGCAAGAAAAAAAUGCAAAAAAAUGGUGGCUGUAAUUAUAUGUUCUGCUUCUGCGGAAGAGGAUUUUGCUGGAGUUGUCUUAGAGAUUAUAAUAGCGGUUCACACGGUUCCUGUUAUUCGAAGAAUUCAAGCAAUUUCGAAAGAGUUAGACUUGUUGACAACAAAACAAUGGACUACAGUAUGCUUGUAAAAGCUUGUUCUUCAUGGAAUAGCUUUCUUGCGCUUAAAAAAAUAGAUAAGAAUUGUUUCUUACAAUGGAUAAAAGCUAGAUGGACUUUAGAUUCCAGAUACGAUAAAUUAAGUCAGAAACAAUUAUCGUGGGAAAAUUUGACAACCAUUGCUCCAAAAGUCUUGUUCAAAGCCUUGGAUUUAUGUCUUGCAGGAGAAUAUGUAACAACUACUACAUAUAUGCUAAUUGGUAUUGAUGGUAGGGGUUUUGGAUGGAAAAGCAAGAAAUCAAAAACUCAAAGAAAAUGUCUUAAAAAUCUUAUUUCACAAGUUAACCAUUAUAUAGCAGAAAUUAAAUCAUUAAUCAAUUGGAAAAGAGGUAUUAAACCUACUGUAGAAUGGCUCAAUCGUCUUGAUAAAUAUCAAAAGAGAUUAGAGAAUAUCAUAACACAGAUAAUUAAAAUUUCUGCUAACCUAAAUAAAACUGCAUCCAAGAUGAAAAUUAUUUACAAAAUGUAA